AUGAGCGGAAAGAAGGAAGAGGCGGCGUUCAGUAUCCUCAGGGUUUACGAUGAGCCGGAGCCGAGGAGGUAUGAGCAGGAAAGCUCUCAGCACAGGCUUCAGGUGCAGCCCCAGCCGGACGGGGCGUGCGGCUCCCCCCAGCGGCCCCCGGGCUCCCGGGAGGAGAGCCCCGAGGAGAGCCCCGUGUACCAGGAGAUGAGCACGCUGACCCCGCAGCAGUGGGCGCUCCGGGCCCUGGACAGGUCGGAGCUCCAGGCCAGCUGGUUCUCCGAGGGGCGGCCCCGAGAAGAAGCAGCGUUUGCCUCCAGGUUACUAGGAUUCGACUUUGGCCUGCCUAGUCCUCCUCCUCCUCCUCCCAGUGACAAAGUCUGGCCCUUCUGCAGAGCGGUUCCUCCCGUGGGAGGCGACACGGUGGUCAGGCCGGGGAUCCCACACAAGUCCUGGAAGGUGGGCAAACUCUGCCACGGCAAGAAGGUCUGUGCCAUCGCCAUCAGCACCUCCACUCACCACGUCUACACGUGCGGCCACGGCUACAUCCGGGUGUGGGACGAGGGCGCCCUGCACACCUGGAGCAAGGCCCCGCAGGCCCAGCUCAACUUCCAGGACCGCCAUAACUGUGUCCUCAGCUGCAAGCUGUUCCCGGACGAGCAGAGCCUGAUCACCGGGGGGGUGUCCCAGACCCUGACGCUGUGGGACCUGGCACCCACAGCCCGCAUCAGGGCCCAGCUGGCCUCCGCGGGCCCCAUCUGCUACUCCCUGGCCAUCUCCUCCAACGCCCAGAUCUGCCUGGCUUGUUUCAAAGGGUUCAUUGAGAUCUGGGAUCUGCAGCGACAAAUCCUGAUCAGGAAGCACCGAGUGUCCGAGUUUGGGUCCCGAUGUGUGGAUCUCACGGGCAAUAAGUUCUGGACGGGAGGCGAAGACACCAGCCUGUGUGCCUGGGACCUGCGGAGCUGCCUGAAGCUGCAGCAAUACAACGUCCACCACGAGAUCCUCAGCAUCACCCACGACCCCAGCGAGGAGUGGCUGCUCGUGGGCCUGCGGACGAGCGACAUCAUCAUCUUGCACACUCACCGGAAGGAGGCGUUCAGGGCCGUCAUACACAAAUACGUCCAUCGCCACAACCUCAAGUUCGCCCCCUCCGGAGGCUAUUUUGUGGCCACAAUGGAUGAGUCAGUCCACUGCUUAUCUGCACCUUACCUGCAGAAGCUGUUCCAGGAAGAGGAGUCCACGGAAGUCCUGUGCUGCGAUGUGUCCUCCGACAACAAGUAUCUGGUCACGGGCUCCAAGAACUGUGCCUCGGUUUACCAGCUCCUGUGUUGA
Pipistrellus nathusii (Nathusius's pipistrelle) is the source of this 1320-nucleotide messenger RNA. The record is from the annotation of a GenBank genome assembly. Lineage: Eukaryota; Metazoa; Chordata; Mammalia; Chiroptera; Vespertilionidae.